GCAGCGUCGCGAUCGAAUGACAGCAACUCUCACGGGCCGCGAGGCCGGCGAUCCUUCUGCUCCCAGGGGCCCCUUGCUCAGUGGCAGUAGGUGUCCCCCCAGCCAUCGGGGGAGAAAUGACCCCAGCUGACUCCUUAAGAGCUGUACAAACGACUUCUUGCAUAGGGAGUAGAUUGAUUCCCAUCACUGGAAAGUACUGGCAUCCUUGAUGCACGUUGCUGAUCCCUUUAAGAAGAGAAGGCAGGGAGGACUUGUGACCACUUGUCCCUCUCUGGAAAAGCUGGAGCUGGAGGGUGUUACCGGUGCAUUUGGGAGUUAGAGAUGUUGCCCUAAGUGGAAGAAAUAUCAGACUUUUCUUUGGGUUUUCUGCUUCCUUAAUGUUGCUUCCUAAAUCCCUCACCUUAACUACAUAUACGAAGACGUUAAAAGCUGUGUUUACAUCGGCUUCUACACCAGCAACUGCCAUGUUAGAGAAAUUUAAUUGACAUUUAAAGAAAUAAUCCUUAUAACCUAAUAAACCUUAUAAAAGUCGUAGAAUCUUAAGAAUUUUGAGCUGGAAGAACCUAAGAGAACUUGUAAUUCAGCUUCUUCAUUUCACAAAUGAGGAAACUGGCCCAGGGAGGCUGAGCCCAGCUGCUCCAAAGUACUCUUAUGGGGCUUUGGUUAGCAUUUUGCAUGAUGGUGAUUUGAAGAGAUGCACAGUACCUUUCAAUUGCUGUAGACAUAAAUGAAUUGUCUUUCCCCCCACAUUUGUAAGCUGAGGAAGAUACAGACCAAAGUAAAACUCUGGCAAGUCCCAAGAGAAGAGAAGCCAGUAAUACUGAAGUUACUGUAUUGGUGCCAUGUGACUGGUGCUGAGUGAAAAUGAUUCGAUUUCGCCCACCCAAGUUCAGGGCAUUUGGCCCGAGAACUUUGAAGUAAGGACGACGCUGUCAACAACAACAACGAAACAGUCACCAAGACGGGACAGCAUCUUGACCCAAAGCCUAGAGACAGAACUGCAGUACCACGGAAAGCCUGCAGCCGUGAGAUUCCACCUCGAUGUGUGGCUGGAGAGAGGAACUGCUGGAUCGAUGCUCCUCUGGAGAAAUUUCGGCGGUUGGCAGGACGUGGAAAAGCCAUCUCUGGCCGGCAGAAAGACCAUUUCCUUAAGCCUCCCACUUGGAAGCGAGAGUGCUUCAUAGAUAAGUCAGGCGGGCAGACGGCCUCAAGUCCACCCGCCCUCUCCUUCCUUCGCCGGGAGAGACGCCCACCGCCCUGUUUUGCGCCGGGCCACGCCCCUGCCCCGCGGGCUCACCCCACCCUACUAGUCGGGGGUCUAGACCCGGAGCCUUUUCCUACCUGGCCCCCUCGGGGCCUCGCCCACCCGCCCGUCUCGCCCGGUGGGCAGGUGCGGGGCAGUUCGUCAGCCAGGCGGGUCCCCGAGGGAGGGGGAGGCGUCCGCGGUGACGGAACAGAAGCCCCGAGAGCCUCGGCGCUUCCUCCACGGCCUCGGCCCGGCGGCGGCCACUCGCGCGCCGCUGGUCGGAGGCGCAGCGUCCGCUCACUCGCGGCCCGGCGGGCAGCAACUCCCGCUGCCGCCUACUCGCCGGCCGGGAAACCAGGAGAAGCCUCGGGGCCCAGGGGCGGUGGCGGCGAGACCCCGCCCCGCCCGGCCGGCCCGCUCCUAUCGCGGUCCGCGGCCUGGUCACGCGGGGAGUGGCGCCGCGGGCUCGGGACCAGCGCCCGGCGGCUGCCGGAGUCGCGGCGGGCCGGGGCCGGGGCCGGGGCCUGGGCGGGGGGCGGAGGGUAGAAAUAGGGGCGGGCGGGCCGCGUCAGUCCCGGAGCCGCGCGCGCGGAGCCGACCGAGCCACGCCGAGGGCGCCAAGCUAGGCGGCCGAGCCCGAGCACCCAUGCUGCUGCCGCUGGCCUGGGGCUCGCUCUUCUUCCCGGGGCUCUUCGUGCUCUGCACCUGGGGGCUGCGGCGCGCGCGGCCCGCCUGGACCCACAACGACUGCGUGCUGAUCAGCACCAGGCUGGUUUCUUCAGUGCAGGCUGUGUUGGCCACCGGGUCUGGGAUCAUCAUCAUCCGCUCCUGUAGCCACGUGAUCACCGACAGGCACUGGCUUGCCCGAGAGUAUGUCUGGUUUUUGAUUCCAUACAUGAUCUAUGACUCCUACGCCAUGUACCUCUGUGAAUGGUACCGAACCGGGGACCGGAGCAGCAAACAUACCCUCACCAUUUUUCGAAACUUCCUCAGUAAAAACCGCCUCAUGAUCACGCACCACGCAGUUAUUCUGUUUGUCCUUGUGCCGGUCGCACAGAGGCUUAGGGGAGAGCUUGGGGACUUCUUUGUUGGCUGCAUCUUCACGGCAGAACUGAGUACUCCGUUUGUGUCGCUGGGCAGAGUUCUGAUUCAGCUAAAGCAGCAGCACACCCUGCUGUACAAGGUGAACGGAAUCCUCACGCUGACCACCUUCUUCUUAUGUCGGAUCCUCCUUUUCCCCUUCAUGUACUGGUCCUAUGGCCAGCAGCAGGGACUGAGCCUGCUCCAAGUGCCGUUCCACAUUCCUUUCUACUGCAAUGUGGCCAACGCCUUCCUCAUCGCUCCCCAGAUCUACUGGUUCUCUCUGCUGUGCAAGAAGGCAGCCCGGCUCUUUGAUGCUCCCCCAGCCAAAAAGGAUGGUUAAUUGCUCCAUGAGUCAGGCAGUGAGGGCGCCUCCUCCACUCAGUAUUCCCGUGGACCAAACUGCAGAUUGUGCCCUGGGUGGCCUCAGCCUUUUGGGUAUUGAUAAGCAGAGGGAUUUGAGUUUUUCUAAAGAAUAUUCCUAUCAAUCACCUCCCGCUUCUAACCUGCCCCUUUUGCAAAAGCACUUUUUUCUUAGUAACAACUAUUGGAUCCCCUCAGACCUCCACUGGCAGCAAGGUGGUUUUAAUGCGAAGCCCAAGGAUCCUUCCCUGGGUCUUAUCUCAAGGGCUCUGGAGGUAGAAGCACGGGGUGUGGAGAUAGGUGGACCAAGGAGAUAAGGAGCUGGGCACCUGCCUGCUCUUCGUAUUGGCGGCUCCCCACCUUUCCAGCCACUCAGGGAGUGUCCACACAUACUGGGCCAGCAGAAGCAAGUGAUGACUUGGUUCUUUUCUUGUGAUGUUGGCCUGGGAAAAUCGUUUUGGGUAGGUAGUUUUUUUAUUGUUUACUAGAUAACCUGUUGGUCCUUUGCCUCAUCCUUUCAUCCAUGUGCCAACAUUGAAUUCUCCUGUCUACCGACGUCUGGUCAGAAGUCUCACUGGCGGGGUGGGGUAGGUGGCAGGGAUGGGAACCUGAAGCACCUGAGUAGGUAGGAAGGCCAACAGGUCAGCACCUCUGCAGGCUGACUUGGUUAGACCAGUGUCAAACUUGUGAGCUUGCUGUCAACAGUCACAGAUACUAUUCCCUUUUUAGCAUGUCCCUCAAGCCCAGCUUUCCCCAUAUCCACACACACAGGAUGCUCUUAUUAAAAACUAUAGGGGUAAAGUGAAAUGAUGGCUACCGAGCUAUUCUCUGGGUAACCCCACUCCUUGACACUGUCCUUUUCCCAUGAAGCAGAACGGACUGCUGUAUUUGAAACCAUGAGAUGUCUCAUCUAGACUGCCUCCUGAUAAGCCAGAGCUUGUGGUCCAAAGUCUGUUCCUAUCUGACUUAACUGCCAUUUAGCCACAGAAAGCUGGAGAGCAAGAGUGCAAGUCAGCCCUGGCCAAAUUAUGUUCUGUGGACUGACUCCUUCACCCACCAUUUACAGAUAGGAUCCUCUGGUGCCAACACUAAUUGUUCCUGAACGACAAGGAUGGGUUUUAGAAACUGCUACCGUGAAGUUUUUUCCCAAGCAGUAGUGAAAAACUAGAUUUUUUAAAGUGCCUUUUAAUUCACUGUUGUCUGUGAACUUUUAAAGUACUGAGUGUGUAACAGUGUCUCAAAUUUUGACUAUUUCAGUCUUUAAUGGGUGCCAUUUAAAAAACAAAAUGCUGUUAAUUUUUUUUUUUACCGUUUUGUUUACUAUCAGUAUAUCUUUAUAAAUCACCCCUGUGGUGACUAAAUUGCACUAAUAUUUUCGAACUUAUUCUCAUUUGUGAAAUAUACCCAUGCCGACUUCUGGUAA
This is a messenger RNA of Balaenoptera musculus (blue whale), 4112 nucleotides long. RefSeq names its product TLC domain containing 3A (gene TLCD3A). The record is from RefSeq and is a predicted model, not a curated record. The transcript has 7 exons. The coding region runs from base 1893 to 2669 and encodes 258 amino acids. Gene Ontology annotation, biological process: lipid homeostasis. Gene Ontology annotation, cellular component: membrane; endoplasmic reticulum. Lineage: Eukaryota; Metazoa; Chordata; Mammalia; Artiodactyla; Balaenopteridae.